AUGGUUUCAACUCCACCGCCACCGCCGCUGUCCGCCAUGGUUUCAACUCCACCGCCACCGUCGUCGCUGUUUGCCACGAUUUUAACGCCGCCGCCGCCGUCGUCAACUCCGCCGAAAGCAAAACCAAUGUCGGGGUUUGAGAUGGCGCUGGGUGUGGUGGUGUGGGCUGGGCCAGGCGUUGCGCGGCAAAGUAUGGAUGAUAUGGCGGACACCCGCUUGCAUAUGGCGUUCUUUGACAAACGCAACGACAUCCUCCCUGGAGACACCACCUUCUUUCUCAAGUACUACCUUGCUGAUCAUCCUCUACACGAUUUGGACAUCACUGACCAGCACAUCAGUGUGAUGUUUGAGCUGCUCAACAAUCCAGGCUACAACAGCAGUCCGGACAUCACGCAAGAGUUGGGUCCAUGGGUUCAAGACUACUGUGAUGUUCACGGAUUCGCCCCCAUCCGCAUGCAAAAUUGCCAACAGACCGCAGCGUACACGGGUACGAGCAUCCUCACAAACCUCAAAGUUAACGUACAAGAGCAUUUCAUGCAAAUGUUUCUGCGCUACGCCGAUGAAAGGCUUGGUUUGAAGCAAGUCAUACUGCAUCUCCGUAGAGCCGGAGUCAGCCGAGCGCAGCGCCAACGGUAUUAUCGGCGUGUCCGUCAAUUUACAAAGUAUGCGAUGUUUGAAGAGUUUCCAACCGAAGAGGAGUUUGCGCGCCUCACACAACUUGAGCGGACCAUCCUCGAAGAGCUAUGGGCUCUGUUUCCUCCCCAGGAUGAGCCGCUUGCGUACAGCCUUGCGGUGCACGCAAUGCCAUAUUUAGGUGAGUUGGCGCCUAUUGUGAGCUCACACCUCUAUGAGCGCCGUGGAAUGCGCCUGUUUUCCGCUAUCUCGCUGCGCAAAUCUCGAAUCCAGUCAUCUGUUCGGAUCGACACGCUGAUCCUAGGCACUCAUAUCCUGGGCUUGGGCCAAAGUCGCAUGGGGAAAUUCACCAAUGCACGCAAGCGGGAGCUGUGGGGGCAGUUUAUCAACGCGAAUGACAAGGUCUUCAAGGAUCGAAAGAAGCUUGGUCUCAAAUUUGAUGGGUCAAUCAGCACAAACGGGUAUUCCGCUACCAUCCACUUCAAGAUGCCAGGGCUCAAGUAUGGGCAUCGGGCCCGGAAGCGCAGCAAGGCCCAAAUGCAGGAAGAAGUCAAGCAGCUGUAUUUUGAGCACCACAUCGCGGAACUAAGGGAGGCUCCAAACAUCGUCUGCAUUGAUCCGGGCAAGCGUGACCUCCUGUUCUGUCGAGACAACGAGAAGGAGCGGCAAUUUCGGUACGUUUCAGUUGAUUACUACUGCCCUGCUGUCCCCGUUGUCCCCGCUGUCCCCGCUGUCGCCGCUGUCACCGCUGUCCCCGCUGUCCCCGCUGUCCCCGCUGUCCCCGCUGUCGCCGCUAUCCCCACCAACGCCCUCCUCAACCCUGUCCCCGCCCCCAUCCCCACCAUCCCCCCCGUCACCAUCCCCCCCAUCACCAUCCCCACCAUCCCCGUUGCGGCGACAUUCCGCUGCAGCGUUCUCACAAUGCACCACCCCAUACCAGAUACACAUCCAAUCAACGGGCGGUCGAGAUAAAGUCUCGGUACUUUCAACGAGACAUGAC
This is a messenger RNA of Fimicolochytrium jonesii, 1633 nucleotides long. RefSeq lists its product as uncharacterized. The transcript has 7 exons. NCBI's taxonomy places the organism in Eukaryota, Fungi, Chytridiomycota, Chytridiomycetes, Spizellomycetales, Powellomycetaceae. The record is from RefSeq and is a predicted model, not a curated record. The coding region runs from base 1 to 1605 and encodes 534 amino acids.